UUCCAGAUCAUGCAGGGCCUCGAGCACAUCCACUCCCACAACUUCUUCCACCGCGACAUCAAGCCCGAGAACAUCCUCGUGUCCACGUCCGCCCACCAGGACACCUCCAACUCCUUCCGCCGAUACUCAGCCCUCGUCACGCCGCCCUCGACUCCUCCCACAUACACCGUCAAGCUGGCCGACUUUGGCCUCGCCCGCGAGACGCACUCCAAGCUGCCCUACACCACCUACGUCUCCACAAGAUGGUACCGCGCCCCCGAGGUCCUGCUGCGCGCCGGCGAGUACUCGGCCCCCGUCGACAUCUGGGCCGUCGGCGCCAUGGCCGUCGAGAUCGCCACCCUCAAGCCCCUCUUCCCCGGCGGAAACGAGGUUGAUCAGGUCUGGAGGGUCUGCGAGAUCAUGGGCAGCCCCGGAAACUGGUACAACAAGGCCGGCGCCCGCGUCGGAGGCGGCGAGUGGCGCGACGGCACCCGGCUGGCCUCGAAGCUGGGCUUCUCCUUUCCCAAGAUGGCCCCCCACGCCAUGGACACCAUCCUGCAGACGCCCCAGUGGCCGCCUGCCCUGAGCCACUUUGUCACCUGGUGCCUCAUGUGGGAUCCCAAGAACCGUCCGACGUCGACGCAGUCCCUGAACCACGAGUAUUUUGCCGACGCCACGGACCCGUCACGGCCCAAGUCGUCGGCCUCCAAGAUCCUGGGGCGCAAGCAGUCCGACCUCAGCCGCACCUCCAAGGAGGGCCUGGCCCCGUCCAACUCCGUCUCCAAGCCGUCUUGGUUCCGCAAGUCCCUUAUCGGCCGCAGCGACAUUCCCGAAACCGUCGCCGUGGCCCCCUCUCAGCAGUCUCCCGUCCAGACCUCCAGCACUCUCGAUGUCUCGUCCGCCAAGCAAGCCGCCAAAGCCAAGCGGAGCACGUGGGCGAGUGGCUUGUCGGGAGUGGCGCCGAUGCCGAUUCUGCCCUCCAUCAAGCCCAUUUCGCCCCUUUCCGACGCCGUGACGGCGCGUGCCAACAGCAACGCCGACAGCCAAGACAAGAGCAAGAAGCUCGGCCGACAGCUCUCCGUCAACUCCAGCAACAACAACUACACCGAGAUGCACCGCGCCCAGGCCGAGCGUGCGCUGAAUGGCCAGUCUGGCCUCGCGUCUCCCCCUAGCGCCCACAAGGAAAGCUUCUUCUCCCACCUCCGCAAGCGGGCGAGGCGCUUCUCCGGACGCCACCAGACCCCCGUUUCCCCUGCGUAUGACGACAUGGAGGCACAGGU
Messenger RNA from Trichoderma citrinoviride, 1259 nucleotides. Its product is annotated as Pkinase-domain-containing protein. The transcript has a single exon. Lineage: Eukaryota; Fungi; Ascomycota; Sordariomycetes; Hypocreales; Hypocreaceae. Gene Ontology annotation, cellular component: cytoplasm; nucleus. Gene Ontology annotation, molecular function: ATP binding; protein serine/threonine kinase activity. Gene Ontology annotation, biological process: protein phosphorylation; intracellular signal transduction. The record is from RefSeq and is a predicted model, not a curated record. The annotation marks the transcript as partial.